AUGCACUCGACUCUCCGAUCCGCCACGGGCCGCACGCGCCUCGAGGCGCAGCGCACACGCGACGCAGUGGCGAGCUGCAUUCGACACUUUUCCGCGUCGGGCUUCUUCGCCGAGGAGAACAGCAGCAGUGGCAGCAGCAAACAGCCGCAGCAGAACAACAACAACAACAAGCCCGUGGACGGCCGCUCGCGGUCGAGGGCUGCGGCGAGCGAGAUCAGCAGCCUGCUUCGCGGCACGUCGGCGUCGUCGGGGGCCCGCGGCGGCCGCGGCGGUCUCGACGACGCGCGGACUUUCCGCGGACGGGGCGUCGAGCGCAAGACGCCGCUCAACGUCAUUGGGCUGCGGAGCGUGCCGAGGGAGGGCGGUGCGGGCAUCGUGCAGGUGCCUGCUGGGUUUGGAGGUCGUGGCGGCGGUGCGGCCAGGAGGUCGUUCCGCGGGCCGGGGGGGGUUCGGGGCCGGAGAUGCACACACGGCGGUCGUCUCAUAGACCGCGGUGGAGAUCGGUCCGGUGCGGAUGGCGAUACCCCAAGAUCUGGUAAUGAGGAGAGAGCGCACUUUGUCGCGCGCCAGCCCGACUUCAAGUUUGAGGGCGCCGAGGAGGCUGUACGCAAGGUCAUCCUGGAGCGCGCCGUCAAGGGCGAGCACGAGAAGCCGCAGUACAGCGAGGGCAAGAAGCCAGUCGACUUGGCGAGGAACGCGCAUCUCAAGGAUCCGACAUACAGAGAGAAGGACGUCGAGACCUUUGAGGCCAAGGUGAAGCAGCUCAUUGCUUCGAAGAAGGGCAGCGCCGGGCAGCAGGGCAAGAAGGCGCAGGCUUAG
Molecule: messenger RNA, 819 nt
Organism: Verticillium dahliae VdLs.17
Lineage: Eukaryota; Fungi; Ascomycota; Sordariomycetes; Glomerellales; Plectosphaerellaceae
Exons: 2
Coding region: 1-819 (272 amino acids)
Source: RefSeq, a predicted model, not a curated record